Messenger RNA from Trachemys scripta elegans, 1768 nucleotides. RefSeq names its product basic salivary proline-rich protein 3-like. The transcript has 2 exons. Bases 220 to 1716 code for a protein of 498 amino acids. Lineage: Eukaryota; Metazoa; Chordata; Testudines; Emydidae. The record is from RefSeq and is a predicted model, not a curated record.
CAGCCCCACAGUGCCUGGACCAGCCCAGCCUCUCCUACCUCUACCUCCACAACCACAACCCCUCCUGGCCAGCCCCACAGUGCCCAGAUUUACCUGGCCUCCCCUACCCCCAUCCUCACAACCACGCACCCUCCCAGCCAGCCCCACAGCACUUGGACCAGCCUAGCCUCCCACAUCCCCGCAACCACCCCCCUUUCCAGCCAGCCCCACAGCACCCAGAUGGGCCUUGUCUCCCCUAAUAACACCCGCAUCCUCACAAUGGCCCACAGAGCCCAAACAGACCCAAGCUCCCCCAUCCCAGCAACCACCCAGUCUCUGAACACGGCCCAUAGCACCUGGCCAGGCCUCGCCCCCACCUCUCCCUCCUACAUAACCACCCAGCUUCCUAGCCAGACCCACAGCACCCGGAUGGGCCCAGCUCUCUCCCACUCCACAACCACCCAGCCUCAGGACAAGACCCACAGCGCCCAGAUGGGCCCUGCUCCCUCCCACCCCACAACCACCCAGCCUCAGGACGAGACCCACAGUGCCCAGAUGGGCCCAGCUCCCUCUGACCCCACAACCACCCAGCCUCAGGACGAGACCCACAGCGCCCAGAUGGGCCCAGCUCCCUCCCACCCCACAACCACCCAGCUUCAGGACAAGACCCAUAGCAUCCAGAUGGGCCCAGCUCCCUCCGACCCCACAACCAUCCAGCCUCAGGACGAGACCCAUAGCGCCCAGAUGGGCCCAGCUCCCUCCCACCCCACAACCACCCAGCCUCAGGACGAGACCCACAGCGCCCAGAUGGGCCCAGCUCCCUCCGACCCCACAACCACCCAGCCUCAGGACGAGACCCACAGCGCCCAGAUGGGCCCAGCUCCCUCCCACCCCACAACCACCCAGCCUCAGGACGAGACCCACAGCGCCUGGAUGGGCCCAGCUCCCUCCGACUCCACGACCACCCAGCCUCAGGACGAGACCCACAGCAUCCAGGUGGGCCCAGCUCCCUCCCACCCCACAACCACCCAGCCUCAGGACGAGACCCACAGCGCCCAGAUGGGCCCAGCCUCUCCCUCCCAGCCCCAGGGCGAGCCUCCUGGUACUCGGACACAGUACGCCAGCCCAGCAGUUAAUGGGACAGGUUGUGCCAAGACACCUGCAGCGCCCUGUCUCCCAGGCACCCCGGCUGCACAGACAGAUGCUGCCCCCAUGCCAGGCCAGCCUCAGGGAUCCGUCCUGGAGACGUCACAGCCUGCCACCCGCACCCUCCCAGCCACUGCCUUCCCCCCAACCAUGCCCUCAACCUGGGCCCUCCCUUCCCCGGCCACUGCUCCCCACACCACCACCCCUCGGGCCAGCACCCUCCCUGCUCCGCCCCUUGCCCAGAGGGCAGUGACUAUGGGGUGGGAGACAAGAGCCCCCAUACCGGCUGCAGGGCUGGGAGCAGUCAGGGGGGAGGGGGAUUGCCAGGAACCAGGCUACGAAUCCCCUCAGAUGCAGGAGCUGAUCCAGGUGGUGCGGGAGCUGCGGGGGGACCUGCGCGCCCUCGUCCAUAUCCAGCGGCAGGAGCGCCGCCAGCUGGGCACCAUUGCUGGCAGCCUGGCCGAGCUGGCAGGGGCUGUACGGCAGCUGGUAGGGGAGCUGCCCAGCCAGGUGCUUCGGGGGCAGAGCCAGCUCCCCUAUCCAGCGUGGCGUAGGCAAGGCCCUGCACCCCCUACUGACAGCCUUGCCUGAUACCUGCCUACCAAAGAGCCCCACUGAGAGACAGACCCCCUCAUCGGCCCGA